Molecule: messenger RNA, 3469 nt
Organism: Cyanistes caeruleus (blue tit)
Lineage: Eukaryota; Metazoa; Chordata; Aves; Passeriformes; Paridae
Gene: ACOX3
Product: acyl-CoA oxidase 3, pristanoyl
Biological process (GO): lipid homeostasis; fatty acid beta-oxidation using acyl-CoA oxidase
Cellular component (GO): peroxisome
Molecular function (GO): pristanoyl-CoA oxidase activity; FAD binding; fatty acid binding
Source: RefSeq, a predicted model, not a curated record
GCCAGCUCCCAGCAGGGCGUGAGGCUGGAGGGUCGUCACCGCAUGGGCAGCUCUGUCGGGGGAAGGUCUGUGCCCCUGUGUCAGCGGGCGCAGAACAGCUGCGUGAAAACGCCUCCUGAGAGCAAAAUCCAGACCGGGACGGCUGACUGACACUGGACAGGCAGCCCGGCCCAACAGGGAGACAUCUCGUUUAGCUAACAAUGGCAUCCACACUGAAUCAGAAAGAAAUGACUGGCAACCAAAACUCAUGGGAUAGUUUGCUGCCAGAUUUCCCUAAAGGCCCGCUUUCCAGGUAUCGUGACAAAGCUUCCUUCAACUGGAAGGAGAUGGCAAUGUUCAUAGAUGGUGAAGAUAUCAUCCAGCUGAAGAACAGAAUCUUCUCUGCUCUGGAAAAUGACCCUCUCUUUGCACACCAUCCUGGAGAAGAUUUGUGCCGUGAAAAAUAUCAGGAGGUGACAUUCCUGCGCUGUAAAAGGCUCUUUGAGUAUGACUUUCUUACUCAUCAAGAGAUGAUGGAGAACCCAUUAAGGCUUUUUAAUACGCUGCUCUGUAUAGGAAUGUAUGAUUGGUCUCCAUGUCUCCAGUUUGUCUUACAUAGUGGUGUAUUUGCGUCUUCAAUUAUGAGUGCUUCUAAGAGAUUUGUACACAUCUUGAAACAAGCUUAUCGCAUGGAGAUUUUUGGAUGUUUUGCUCUGACUGAACUCAGCCAUGGAACUAACACCAAAGGCAUAAGGACUACGGCCACAUUUGAUCCUAGCACUCAGGAAUUUGUCAUCAAUACACCUGACUUUGAAGCUGCAAAGUUCUGGGUUGGUAAUAUGGGGAAACAUGCCACUCAUGCAGUUUUGUAUGCCCAACUCUAUACUCCUGAUGGACAGUGCCAAGGUUUACAUUCCUUUGUUGUACAGAUUCGAGACACAAAAACUCUCCUACCAAUGCCAGGUGUGAUGGUAGGUGACGUAGGAAAGAAGCUUGGGCAGAAUGGGUUGGAUAAUGGAUUUGCCAUGUUCCACAAUGUCAGGAUACCUAAAGAAAACAUACUGAAUAUAGCUGGAGAUGUCACAGCUGAGGGGAAGUACUCGAGUUCUGUCAAGAAUGUUAAAGAACGUUUCAGUACAGCUCUGGGAUCCUUGUCCAGUGGCAGAGUUAUGAUCACAGCACUUUCCGUCACCAAUUUAAAGCUUGCCUUGGCAAUAGCCAUUCGCUUCUCAGCUGCUCGCUGUCAGUUUGGACCAACUGAGGAUGAAGAAAUACCUGUCCUUGAAUACCAAACACAGCAAUGGCGUCUUUUACCUUACCUGGCUGCUGCGUAUGCCUUAGAUUAUUUCUCAAAGUCCCUGUUUGAGAACUUUGUAGAGUUUUUUGGAGGUGUGUUGACAAAGCAACGGAGUCAGAGACAGGCUGAUUUGGGACGUGAGAUUCAUGCUUUAUCUGCUGCCAGCAAACCACUGGCAUCUUGGACUGCUCAGCGGGCAGCCCAGGAGUGCCGAGAAGCUUGUGGAGGACACGGCUACCUUGCCAUGAAUCGUCUGGGUGAAAUCCGAAAUGACAAUGAUCCAAACUGCACAUAUGAGGGAGAUAACAAUGUCCUGCUUCAGCAAACCAGCAACUACUUGAUGAGCUGGAUGAAUUGCAUAAGAGAUAAAGCUCCUUUUGAAUCCCCUUUGGGAACAAUAAACUUUUUGCAAGACUACCAUCAUAUCCUUGGCUGGAAAUUCACAGCCAUUAGUGUUGAAGAUUGCAUGGACUCCUCAGUUCCUUUAGCAGCUUAUAAAUGGCUGGUUUGCUACCUGCUCCGAGAAAGUCACCUAAAAAUGAAUAAGGAGAAGCAGGCUGGACGAAGUGACUUUGAGGCAAAAAACAACUGUCAGGUGUACUACUGUCGAUCUCUGGCUAUUGCUUUUAUUGAGCAAGCAGCCUUACAGCGCUACCACGACUACACUCACAAUCCCAGCGUCCCGGCGGCUCUGCAGCCAGUGCUCAGGAACCUCAGUGCUCUCUAUGGGCUCUGGUCCUUGAAUAAAUACCUGUCUGUGCUCUACCAAGGUGGCUAUGCUUCAGGUGAACAACCUGGGAAAUUUAUUCAGGAUGCUAUUCUGGAGCUCUGCUACAGGUUGAAAGAUGAUGCAGUUGCCCUGGUUGAUGUCUUUGCUCCUUCUGACUUCAUUCUCAAUUCUCCCAUUGGUAAAGCAAAUGGAGAGUUAUAUAAAAAUAUGUGGGGAGAGAUCCUUCAAGGCAACAAAACUCUGAACAGACCUUCAUGGUGGGCAGAAUUUUGCAUUAAUAAACCUGUUAUAGGCAGGCUGAGGUCAAGAUUGUAAAGCAAGCAACUCCUAAGAGUCUGGAUGGGCCUGAGGUGGAUACCUUGUUACAAACAUCAGGAGGAAAUGAGACCAUAUGUCUAAUGCUGAAAGUGGAAGAGAUUUUCAUUGAGAGGUGCCAAGUUUUGAAAUAACUUUGAAAUCAAGUCCAACUUGAUCUGAGGGACUGUUAACAUAAUAAUGACAAGAGCAACACAUAUUUAAUCAAUUAAAUUUUAAAAAAUGAAGAUUUAUUAUAAUUGCUGCUUUGCGAAGUUUGUAUUAAAAAAAAUUCCAAUCAGUAUCUUGUCAUUACUUUCAUAUUACAGAAGGUAAAUAAUUAAAAAACAUUUGCCACCAGGGGGAUUAUGAAUAAGCUGAUAAAAACAAAAAUUAGGACAGGCUGAACAAAACCUGUAUUAACUAUGAUUAUAGUGAGAGAACAUUGGGGGAGCAUCUUUUUCCUCCCCUGUCCUUAGAUUGCAGAGAACAAACCUGUAUUGCCUUUCAGAAAGACAGAAAGGAAGAGGUAAGGAAAAGCAAUCAUUUCAGUGUUAACAAAGCCAGGUAUCCCUUCCUGGAGGCACAGGAUGCCUUCAGCAGCUUGCUGACUGCCCCAGUUCUGGGGAACCAAAGGGUGAACAACGUGGCAAUAUGGAAAGAUGGCUCUGAUUAGUGACACACACUGUGUUGUCUUAGCUCACAAGUGGGAAGUUGGAAACAAUCACACUGUUGGUUUUUAGCUGAAGGGAAUGUUCUUUUAGUAAAGACAACUUCUUAGCCAGACUGAGAGCAGUCUUAAAUAUUAAUGAUUUUACCACUACACGUUCAAAGUCAAUUAAAAAUGAUCACCCUCAACACACUUCAGUUAAAAAAAAAAAACUAACAAAAAGUCCGAGAUUCUGUGGCUCUUGUUUAUAGUCCCACUGGAAAAAGGGAUAAAAGCUGUCUUGUUAAAUUGUAAUUUUUUUCCUUAAUUUCUUUUUCUUCCCCAGAGAUAGUCAGUGUUGCCUGUGGUAUUUCUGCCUCUAUUCUUUCUUCUUGUCUAAUGAGGUACCAUAACCAUCCUGAUGUCCUAAUAGGAGCUCUUUUUCUGGCUGUCCUAAUAGGAGAUCUUUUUCUGGCAAUUGAACUGUAGGAAAGUUUAACCUUCUUUGCUUAAAAAAAAA